This is a messenger RNA of Rhea pennata, 1806 nucleotides long. It is a transcript of the gene PLD5, whose product is annotated as phospholipase D family member 5. Gene Ontology annotation, molecular function: catalytic activity. Lineage: Eukaryota; Metazoa; Chordata; Aves; Rheiformes; Rheidae. The record is from RefSeq and is a predicted model, not a curated record.
AUGGAAGUCAGGCAUGACUGGCUCUCCUCGUCCCCCCAUGAGGGCUUCGAGCAGAUGAGGCUGAAGAGCAGACCCCGGGAGCCCUCCCCGAGCCUCACCCGCGUAGGUGCCAACUUCUACAGCACCGUCAAGCAGCAGGACUACAGUGCCAGCGUCUGGCUGAGGAGGAAGGACAAGCUGGAGCAUCCUCCGGUGUCUCUAGUAAGCAGUGCAACAGCUCCUUGCUCCUGGACCAGACGGGGGAAAUAUUGGAUCGGAAUGUCCCAGCAAAGAUGCAUUGUGAUCUUUGCACUGGUAUGCUGCUUUGCAAUUCUGGUUGCACUGAUAUUUUCGGCAGUGGAUAUUAUGGGAGAAGAUGAGGAUGGACUCUCAGAAAAGAACUGUCAAAAUAACUGUCGGGUUGCUCUUGUGGAAAAUAUUCCUGAAGGGAUCAACUAUUCAGACAGUGCACCAUCCCAUUUGUCUCUUUUCCAAGGCUGGAUGAAUUUGCUUAAUAUGGCUGAAAAGUCUGUUGACAUAGUCUCUUCCCAGUGGGACCUCAAUCACAGCCAUCCAUCAGCAUGCCAGGGCCAACGUCUUUUUGAAAAAUUGCUAGAACUGGCAUCCCGAAAUAUUGAGAUAAAGUUAGUGAGUGAUAUACUGCCCGUGGAAUCAAAGGUAUUAAACGACUUGAAAACAAAGGGUGCUGAAGUGCUGUAUAUGAAUAUGUCAGCAUAUAACGAAGGUCGGCUUCAGUCGUCUUUCUGGAUUGUCGAUAAACAGCAUGUGUACAUUGGAAGUGCCAGCCUAGACUGGAGAUCAUUGGGACAGAUGAAGGAACUUGGCAUCAUCGUGUACAACUGCAGUUGCCUGGUCCUGGAUUUACAAAGGAUAUUUGCCCUGUAUAGUUCAUUAAAAUACAAGAAUAAAAUACCUCCGAGUUGGUCUAAGAGACUGUAUGGAGUGUAUGAUACCCAAAACAAACUGACACUGCAGCUGAAUGAGACAAAAUCAGAAGCCUUUGUGUCGAAUUCACCUAAACUUUUCUGCCCAAAAGACAGAGUCCUGGAUAUUGAAGCUAUAUACAAUGUUAUUGAUGAUGCAAAACAGUUUGUAUACAUAGCUGUCAUGGACUACUUGCCUAUCGUCAUUGACACAAAUGCUAAAAGAUACUGGCCAUAUUUAGAUGGGAAGAUAAGAGAAGCUUUAGUUUUACGAAGUAUUAAAGUACGACUUCUCAUAAGUUUCUCAAGAGACACAGAUCCCCUUACAUUUAAUUUUGUUUCGUCUCUCAAAGCUAUUUGCACUGAAGUUCCCAGCUGUAGUUUGAAAGUUAAAUUCUUUGACCUUGAAGAAGAGAGUGCAUGCUUUCUUAAAGAACAGAAGAACACUUCCCUCCCCAAAUUAAAUCGUAACAAAUAUAUGGUGACUGAUGGAGCUGCAUACAUUGGUAAUUUUGAUUGGGUAGGAAAUGCUUUUACACAGAAUGCUGGAGCUGGCCUUGUUAUCAACCAAGCAGACGCGGGGAACAGCACAAGCAUCAUUAAGCAACUCAAAGCUGUUUUUGAGAGGGACUGGUAUUCACAUUAUGCCAAAAGUUUACAACCAACAAAAAUCCCAAACUGCUUUAAUCACAAACUUAAUAAAGCAACAUCAAAUAAGACUGCCAUGAGCAAUGUGAAUUAGAAAGACUAUUCUACUGCUUAGUAUGGCAAUGAAGAAUUACUGUGGGGUGUAGCCCUAUUUCAUACUUACAGAAAAAAAAAGACUUAAACAGCAAAAAAGGGGGUUGGUUAGGGGAUUUUUUGUUUUAAGAAAAAGCACACU